Messenger RNA from Trematomus bernacchii (emerald rockcod), 825 nucleotides. Its product is annotated as deoxyribonuclease-1-like. Gene Ontology annotation, molecular function: DNA nuclease activity. Gene Ontology annotation, cellular component: nucleus. Gene Ontology annotation, biological process: DNA catabolic process. The transcript is spliced from 6 exons. The coding region runs from base 1 to 702 and encodes 233 amino acids. NCBI's taxonomy places the organism in Eukaryota, Metazoa, Chordata, Actinopteri, Perciformes, Nototheniidae. The record is from RefSeq and is a predicted model, not a curated record.
AUGGGAAUUCCAUCUUUCCUCUGCAGGGAUGAGACGGUGACCGUGACAGACAGCUUCCAAUACAAUGACAAAGGCUUCAGCAGACCGCCCUUCGUCGUCAAGUUUUCCUCCACACAGACCGCUGUGAAGGAAUUUGUUCUGAUCCCCAUUCACACCAAACCGGGGAACGCUGUAAAAGAAAUUGAUGCCCUUGUUGAUGUGGUGAAGAAGGCCAAACUCAAAUGGAAGAACAAUAACAUCAUGGUGCUCGGAGACUUCAACGCAGACGGCAAGCAUGUCAAAAAGAAAGACUGGAAGAAAAUCCGCCUCCUCGACACCAACAAGAAGGACUUCCACUGGCUGAUCGCCAACGGUGUCGAUACUACACUGGCAGCAAAGUCUUCCAACACUUACGACAGGAUUGUCGUCACCACUGAAAUGGAGAAGGGAGUGGUGGCAGGCAGCGCUAAGGUCUUUGAUUUUAGGGAGGAAUAUGAUCUGAGGGAUAAGGCAAAGAAGGUCAGUGACCAUUUCCCUGUGGAGGUGGAGCUUGAAGCCGCAGGUGCGCCGGCGCUGGUGCCGGCCGCGCCGCCGGGGCCGGAAGCGGCGCCGCGCCGGCGCCGGAGCCGCCGGAGGAGCCGGAAGAGCCGGAGGAGCAGGAGGAGCCAGAGGAGCCGGAGGAGCCGGAGUCAUAAAAAAACGGACAAAAACGGAUUCAGAUGAGCCGCCAGAAACCCCCCCAAAAAAGCAAACCUUGAGUCUGAAUCUGAAUAGGAUCAUUCAGUUGGAGUAUUUCUGGAAACCAUGCAGCAUUGAAAAAGAAUUAAAAAAAUAACUGCCAAAUGA